Molecule: messenger RNA, 1045 nt
Organism: Phytophthora nicotianae INRA-310
Lineage: Eukaryota; Oomycota; Peronosporomycetes; Peronosporales; Peronosporaceae
Exons: 2
Coding region: 214-1002 (262 amino acids)
Source: RefSeq, a predicted model, not a curated record
AGACCAUCGGCAGUACCACGCCCACGAGCAUGAUCAGGAAACCGGUCACGUACGCGCCCGAUGCGUACGACACCGACACCUCGACUUCGUCCAUCUUCGAUAUCGUCACUGAUUGGCGAAAAACGCACAUUUUUUAAUCUUCUCAUUUCAUCCAAUCAUGUAUUUUUAUUUACCAGAUCGCACUUGGUGGUCAAAUAUUGAUUUUGAGCAGCGAUGGUGCUGGUCCGGUGGAUGGUGCGCUCGCUGCAACGAGGUUCUCCUCGCCUCUUCUCGUCUACAGCUGCUGUAGAGGCGAAGGCUAAGGGCCCGCCCUUCGCGCGCUACUUCUGGUAUACGACAGGUAUCAUGCUGGGCAUCCCUGGAGCAAUCGGAGGCGUGUUCGUGUACAAUCUCCAGACUGACGACGAAUUCUACAACCACUUUAACGAUCGGUACCCGGAUCUCAUCGAUGCGAUCAACGAGUACAUACCACUAAACGAGUCACUACUGGAACUGGCCAAACGCGAGGACAUUGGCCCCAUCGGAUCAACAGAAGACCUCAUUAACGAGACGGUGACGGUGGUAGCGGAGCUGCAGUCAGGUCAGAAGGUGAAAUUUGAGGUGUUGGGCUCAGCCAGUCAGGAGGAGAUCGAGACACUUGCGCUUAAGCAGUCAACCAAGCCUGAGAAUGACCGUGUGGUGAACGUCACGUUUGCGGAGGAAGGAGAGGACGAGGAGGACAGCAAGACUGUGGCACCUACCGCUCAGGAGGCCUGGCCACCUGCUCCUCGUGUCACGUGGGGCAGCGCUGCAGCCGCGCAGAAGAGCAAGAAGCCUGUGGACUCGGUCAAGGAGCUCCGUCAGCAGAUCGACGAGAUCCGUGCGCAACAAGCGGCGCUUGAGGAGUCUAAAUACGCCGGACGUGACAUCGAUGAAGUGGACGAGGAAAUUGCAGCGUUGGAGGCGCGUAAGAUCGAGCUUAAGGAGCAACUUCCACGCAAGCGCUUCUUGUGGAUCUUCUAGACUCGAUAUGGAGAUAACAAGUUGUAUCUUGAUUGACUGUCAA